AGGGCCGUUCCACUUUUUCGAAAAACCAGCUUGCGAAGAUGGCAGCAAUUGACAAAGUUCGGAUCAUUGUCGCUGGCGAUUCAGGUGUUGGGAAGUCUUCCGUUGUUCAUCUAAUUUGCCACAAAAAGCCGAUUGCCAAUCCGGCAUGGACGAUUGGAUGUUCUGUGGAAGUCCAGCUCCAUGAAUAUAAAGCUGGAACACCAGAUGAAAAGACUUUCUUUAUAGAGCUUUGGGAUGUGGGAGGAUCCAGCAGCCAUAAGAACAGCAGGGCAAUAUUCUAUACCCCUGUACAUGGAAUAGUUCUGGUCCAUGAUUUAUCAAACAGAAAAUCUCAAGGAAAUUUGAGAAAGUGGUUGGCAGAGAUAUUAAAUAAGGACCACUCACCUAGUAAUAAUGGUUAUGAAUUUGAUCCGGAGCAAUUUGUUGGCAAUCAGAUCCCAAUCCUGGUGAUCGGGACAAAAAAUGACCUUGCCGAAAAGGUGCGGAUCCAAGGUCGUCAUCGGGCCUCUUCAAUAGCUGAGGAAUGUGGUGCUGAUGAAGUCAGUGUGGAUACUAGCCAAGUCAAAUCAUUUGCUCCUGGAACCAGUAAUGCAGUUAAAUUGUCAAGAUUUUUCGAUAAGGUGAUAGAAAGAAAGUUUUUCUCAAGGGAAAGUAGUCUGGGACCACCAUCAACACAUCUUGAACGGCGACGACCUCUUUCAACAUAUUCCAAUAAGACUUCACAUAUCGAUUGACUGGCUGUGUCUAUAGAUGAUAAUUGAUGUUACCAUUGCAGUCCAUUUGGACGUUAGGCAAAGCAAUUGGCCUCUGCAACAGGUUUCGUCUAGGGGAAGGCAAUAGGUUUUUGUUUGGGUUCUGGCAACAGUCUUUGCAAUUGGCUUUGGGCAAUAUUAGUCAAGUGCAACCUUAAAUGUUCACACCGCUUGGCCCAGGGUAAGCCCUCAACCAAAGACACCAGUUUUCAGAUAAUGUAAUCCACUUUUGUGUUGAUGACUCCCCCCGCACUGCUGUCACAGAUGCACUGACCUCAACAGUUGUCUACUGUAGUAAAGUGGUUGAGCCUCUUCUUGAUAACUAACUACAGUAAUUCUCUGGAUGUCUGAAGGAGAAAGUGUUCUUGUAUGUGAUAGAAGAGUAACCCUUGAUGAGGAUCGUCCAUGAAUAUCUUUGUAUCUCACAAUCUGAACAGUGUUAGAAUUGGGUUUGAUCCCCACCCUCCUUCUAAUACCUAUCUUAUGGGUUCUACAUACAUGUUGUCUGAUAUGAAACUUUGAAAAAAACAACAAAACUUUUGGCCCCAGACGAUUGGAAAUAACCAUAAAUUAACCAUAACGGCCCCAGAGUGUCAAUGUUUUUACCUCAAAAGUAUUCGGAACAUGGCAUUUACCCUCUUUCCUUUGUUAGUAUUGUUGAAAACAUUGAUAUUUGAAAGAUCAAUGUUUUACCUAAAAAGUCAUCUGGUUGAUCCUUUCACUCCCUCCACCUUCUGGAAGUAGUUCAGCUUGUGAAGCACAUUGAUACUUAUUGACGAUCACUUUCUGAUUUACUGAGACAUGGCAGUCGGGUGAGCCAUCAUUUAAAUGUGCUCAGUACUUUGUGUAUAAAAUGUGGUAUUAUUUUGAUAUGUAAAUACGAAAUGUAAAUACACCAGAUCUUCUAUCUAAAUUUGGUGCUCAAACACAACUAAAAAGU
This is a messenger RNA of Lineus longissimus, 1692 nucleotides long. Its product is annotated as rab-like protein 3. Gene Ontology annotation, biological process: intracellular protein transport. The record is from RefSeq and is a predicted model, not a curated record. The transcript has 8 exons. Lineage: Eukaryota; Metazoa; Nemertea; Pilidiophora; Heteronemertea; Lineidae. Gene Ontology annotation, cellular component: endomembrane system. Bases 39 to 734 code for a protein of 231 amino acids. Gene Ontology annotation, molecular function: GTP binding; GTPase activity.